This is a messenger RNA of Caenorhabditis briggsae, 1419 nucleotides long. RefSeq names its product Protein CBR-SNX-1 (gene Cbr-snx-1). Lineage: Eukaryota; Metazoa; Nematoda; Chromadorea; Rhabditida; Rhabditidae. The coding region runs from base 1 to 1419 and encodes 472 amino acids. The transcript is spliced from 6 exons. Gene Ontology annotation, molecular function: phosphatidylinositol binding. Gene Ontology annotation, cellular component: endosome; endosome membrane. Gene Ontology annotation, biological process: early endosome to Golgi transport. The record is from RefSeq and is a predicted model, not a curated record.
AUGUUGUCGGAAGAAGAGGUUCACUCAAAUUCUUAUGCUGAUCGUACUGGAGCUGUAAUCGAUCGACAAACUUUUUUUGGCGACGAUUGUGACGAGAUCAAUUUGGGAAACGAAGACACCCCACCGUCAAAACUUCGGCUCAAUACUUCGACCGGCACUGAGAAUACCUCGCCGGCUGUUAUUAACAGUAUCGAGGACCACGAUCAAUAUCAUGACAACCACAACGACCACUAUGCUCAAAUCUCGCCUGAGCCUGUGCCAAUUAAGUUCAAUAUCAUCAUUCGUGAAUUCGAGAAGCGUGGUGACGGAAUGAACGCUUAUAUCGUUUAUAAGCUUCAGACUGAGGUUAGCGGCGUCGUUGGUUACGCCAAAACUUAUUACGAGACGUGGCGUAGAUUUUCUGAUUUUCUUGGUCUUCAUGGAAAAAUUGUCGAAAAGUAUCUCUCCAAGGGAAUCGUCAUCCCGCAGCCACCAGAGAAAAGCAUAUCGGCUCUCACCAAAACAAAGACAAACUCGGACCCGGCCAUGAGUCGAGAAGUUGGAAUUCAACGUGCACGUCAUUUGGAACGCUACGUCAGUCGCUUGGUUCAGCACCCACGCAUGCGAAACGACUGUGAUCUUCGCGACUUUCUCACAAUUGACUCAGAUCUUCCAAAAGCAGUGCAAACCGCUGCGUUGUCAAGCUUCGGAGUGAAGAAAAUUUUCAAGAACUUCCAAGUUGUCUUCUCCAAGAUGGCUUUCCACAUGGAGGAAGGAGAUCGUUGGUUCGAACAAGUCCAGUCACAAAUCGACGAACUCGAUGAAGCCCUUCGCAAGUUGUACACUGUGACCGAGUCGUUGGUGGCUUCUCGUAGAGAAAUGGCAACAAGUGGAGAGCUGUUAGGGAAAGCUCUUUCUAUGCUCGCUGCUUGCGAAGAAUCGACGUCCCUCUCUCGUGCUCUGUCUGCAUUGACUGACGUGACGGAGAGCGUUUCGAAUGCAUGGGGAAAGCAAGCCGAAAUUGACAACGCAAAGUUUUCUGAAGCCAUUUACGAGUACAUCAUGCUCAUUUCGGCAUUGAAAGACGUUUUUGGAGAGCGUGUUCGCGCGUGGCAACAGUGGCAAGACGCUCAACAGACAUUAUCUCGUAAACGCGACCAGAAGACCAAAAUUGACUUAGCGGCUGGUGGACGCAACGAGAAAUCAGACCAGCUAAAAGCGGAAAUUGAAGAAACUGUUCUCAGAAUUGACCAACUUGAACAACAUUUCGGAGAACUCAGCAAGGCUAUUCGGGAGGAAGUCGCUCGUUUUGACACUGACCGUAAAACCGACAUGAAGAAAAUUUUGAUCGAUUAUAUGGAGAGUAUGAUUCAUACUCAUACUGAGAUGCUUCAACUCUGGGAGAAAUUUGAGCCACAAGCUCAUAACAUCCAACUUUGA